Molecule: messenger RNA, 1039 nt
Organism: Vigna unguiculata (cowpea)
Lineage: Eukaryota; Viridiplantae; Streptophyta; Magnoliopsida; Fabales; Fabaceae
Source: RefSeq, a predicted model, not a curated record
CAUGGUUCGGGUGGGUUUAACGUCUUUUCCAAUCGAAAGUUCUUCCCGAAAUUCUCCUUCUCACCCACUAACCUCGCCACUUCAGUGCUAUGCUCCAUUGAGACCUCGCCAAAUACAUUCUUCGUAGAACAAAACCACUUCCGGUUCCGCCUCCGAAUUUCAGGACAGAGGUACGAAGGGAUAAAGUUGGAGCUCAAACAAAUUCGAUCAAAGUGUGACCAAGAAUUGAAGAAGCCUGACUUUUGGAUCAUCAUUGAGUCUGGUGUAGUGUUAGAGUUAAAAGAAAACUACCCGUAAACCCAGAAGCAUUUCUCUGAGAAAGGUGUCAUUUUUUGCUGUUUUUCUCAAUCUGAACCAUGGAAAAACAGAAGACGGUGAUGGGUUUGAUUCUUUUGCUUUUUGUUUUGGGUGUGAGUGCUUGGACUGGUGAAAUCCAUGGAAGAGUUGUUUGUGAUGUUUGUGGAGAUUCUUCUCUUGGACCUGAAGAUCAUGUGGUUGAAGGUGCUGAGGUUGCUGUUCUUUGCAUCACCAGGUCUGGAGAAGUUCUAAACUAUCAGGCAUUCACAGAUGCCAAGGGCAUAUACACAGUGGCCGAGACAAUGCCAGAGAGUGAUCGUUGGGACGCGUGUCUAGCUCGACCAAUCAGUAGUUUUCAUGAACAGUGCACUCAACUUGGUGAGGGCAGCUUGGGAGUUAAAUUCAGUUACAAUCACCCAUCAGGAUAUUCACACAAUGUCAGGACCUUUGUGUAUAGACCCACCAAUGUUCCAACUUACUGCAUAUGAUAUAUGUAUGGUCUUGUUCUGAAUCUGUGAGUACUUAUGCUUUGGUUGAACUAGUUCAAAAUUGAUGAGCAUAUGAACAUAUUCUCUUUAUACUAUACAUGUAGGUGAAGUUGUGUUCCAGUGUUUCUUUAGAACCUAGAAAUAGUAAGCAUGAGACGAUUGAGUAAUUGUAAAUGAUAAUAUUAUAGAGAGCAAAGCAAAAUCAUAGUAAAGGGCACUGUCAUUGAACAGUGCAAUGAAUCUCAUGGCUUAAA